GACGAACAUGAAAUAAAAAAGCAUUUGAUAUCUGAUUUGUAUGCUCCAUUGCCAGAGUUGAGAGGAGGAUCGUUUGGUCGAACGAUCCACCUUGACAGUAUGUGGUUUAAGCAAAGUGUGACUGUCUCACAUAAGUUGAAAGGCGAUGCAAUAAUCUCGGAACAAUCUGUCAAGCUCGAAUCCUUAAUAAGGGAACGUGUACCUGUUGACACCGCUCUAGCAUUAGUCAUGAUACCUUAUGGGUACAAAAUAUUUCUGUUAGAGAAAUUCAAGAAAUACAAAAAUGUACCCUCUAAUUCCAACGAGCCAGAGUAA
This is a messenger RNA of Paraglomus brasilianum, 315 nucleotides long. The record is from the annotation of a GenBank genome assembly. NCBI's taxonomy places the organism in Eukaryota, Fungi, Glomeromycota, Glomeromycetes, Paraglomerales, Paraglomeraceae.